AUGAAGCUCCUCCUGACUGUUCUCUGUCUAGCCGUGGCUGUUUCAGCCUACGAGCCCAUCAACAAUGACUACCACAACACCAUAGGUGUUUAUGAAGCUGCUCGUAUCAAACAGGCUGAAGAAUCCACUGACUUUGACGGCAGCAGAAUUGUGGGAGGAAACUUCGCUAACUUUGGUCAAUUCCCAUAUCAAGCUGGACUUCUUAUAAACCUUGUAGACGGCAGACAAUCAGUUUGCGGUGCUUCCCUUAUUAGUAACUCCAGAUUGGUGACAGCUGCUCACUGCUGGUUUUCUGGGGGUUCACAAGCUCGCGAUUUCCUUGUAGUUCUUGGAUCUAUCACUCUUUACUCUGGCGGUAUUCGUAUCUACACAAUCAAUGUGCGCACACACGAAAAUUUCAAUCCGCGUUAUCUCCACAAUGAUGUUGCCAUCAUCUACAUAUACCCUGUUAGCUAUUCGCAUACCAUAAGGAACAUUGAGCUCGCUAGAGGAAACGAUUCAUUCAUUGGAUCGUGGGCUACAGCAUCGGGUUUUGGCCGCUUCACAGAGACUUCUGGAGCUUCUUCAACCCUGAGAUUCGUUAAUUUGCAAGUUACCACAAAUGAAGUAUGCCGACGUACUUUCGGAAACGCUAUCAUAUCUUCUUUCCUCUGCGUGGCUACUGCGAAUGGACGUAGUACCUGCGCUGGAGACUCUGGUGGUCCCCUCGCUAUUGGUAACAAACUGAUUGGUAUCACAUGUUUCGGCCACCGCGGUGGAUGUACUCUUGGUCACCCUGCUGGUUUCGUGAGAGUUUCUUCAUUCUACGAUUGGAUCGUAUCUAACAUGUAA
Danaus chrysippus (African queen) is the source of this 831-nucleotide messenger RNA. The record is from the annotation of a GenBank genome assembly. NCBI's taxonomy places the organism in Eukaryota, Metazoa, Arthropoda, Insecta, Lepidoptera, Nymphalidae.